AUACCAAGUAUGUUAAGUAUUCGUAUUUGUAUAAUUGUAUGGUCGGAGUCAAUUAAUUUAAAUGACCACUGGAUCAUAUGGAAGGCUCUUAUUUACUGAUGUGGAAUCAUUACAUUGGUGAGACAGUGUGAAAAAUAAUAAAGGCCGAGUGACUUUGGAAAUUGUAUGCGAUUAUAUAUUCUACGCACUGCUGACUAAAGUAGCGACUUGUCUACUUUUUUCAUAAGACUGGUGAAUUAAGUAGCUUUCAUUGACUUAACUGUUAAAUCCAUUUGGGGUACGUACCGUACAAAUGAUAGACAAAAUCCGCGUACAUUAAUACGUUCUUAAAAAAAAAAAAAAAAAAUCAUAUUUAUAAACAAAAAGUGUAAAAAUGAUAUUAUUAACAAUGAUAGCGCGAAUAGGCGAUGGUUUGCCGUUGGCAGCUGGAAUGCAGAAAGACGAGCAGACAACAAAAAAUUUUAUGUAUUAUCAGAAUCAAGCAAAAAUGUUAUUUAAGAAACUUGGCCCACAUUCUCCGCCAAGAUGCACAAUAGAAACAGGACCGUAUCUUUUCCAUUACCUCAUUGAAAAUAAUGUAUGUUACUUAGUUUUGUGUGAACGACAAUAUAGUAAACGCUCUUCAUACAGUUAUUUAGAAGAUAUUGCUCAAGAAUUCCAUAAUCAAUAUGGCAAAAAUGUUGAUAAAGUUUCUCGACCAUACAUAUUUAUCGAAUUUGAUACAUAUUUGCAAAAGGCCCAAAAAAUUUUUUCAGAUGGCAGAUCGCGACGCAAUAUGAAUGUCUUAAGCAAUCAACUUCAAGAUGUUCAAAGAAUUAUGGUACAAAAUAUUGAUGACGUAUUACAAAGAGGGACUGUUCUUUCAGAGUUGGAUACAAAAACGCAAAACUUAUCCAUGUUAUCCCAAAAAUACAGAAAAGAUGCAGCUCUUCUAAAUAGUAAAUCUAUGUAUAUUAAAGCAGUGGCUGGAUUAGUUGCAUUUUCUGUGUUUGUAUUAUAUUUUUUCAUUCUUUAGUUACAAAAAGAAAAAAAAAACACUUGCCAAGUUGUUAUUUCGUGAAGGGUUAGUUUUAAUUUCUAGAUUUUAAGACAUAAUUUAUGAAGCUUUUUUGAAUAUACCAUAAUUUGUUAAAAUAA
Molecule: messenger RNA, 1137 nt
Organism: Ceratosolen solmsi marchali
Lineage: Eukaryota; Metazoa; Arthropoda; Insecta; Hymenoptera; Agaonidae
Gene: Sec22
Product: vesicle-trafficking protein SEC22
Exons: 5
Coding region: 374-1015 (213 amino acids)
Biological process (GO): retrograde vesicle-mediated transport, Golgi to endoplasmic reticulum; endoplasmic reticulum to Golgi vesicle-mediated transport
Molecular function (GO): SNAP receptor activity
Source: RefSeq, a predicted model, not a curated record